Messenger RNA from Pygocentrus nattereri (red-bellied piranha), 3315 nucleotides. It is a transcript of the gene rhoj, whose product is annotated as ras homolog family member J. The transcript has 5 exons. Gene Ontology annotation, biological process: small GTPase-mediated signal transduction. Bases 283 to 966 code for a protein of 227 amino acids. The record is from RefSeq and is a predicted model, not a curated record. Gene Ontology annotation, molecular function: GTPase activity; GTP binding. Lineage: Eukaryota; Metazoa; Chordata; Actinopteri; Characiformes; Serrasalmidae.
CAGCAGCGGAGCCGUGAUUUCCUGAGCGCGGUCAUGGCGCGCGGAGAGCCGCAGGAGCGACGCGUAAGGAGAGCGCGCGCGAGGACGCGGGAUGAGAACGGGGCGCGUGUCCGCCAGUUCGUGUGAACGCGCGUGCGAACGACGGCGCCGGCUGGCUGGCUGGCUGGCUUGGGGAGCGCGAGCUUAAACGCGAGGAAGAACGAACAGCUUUAAAACAGCAACCGAGAAAAGAGAGCGCAGUGUGUCCCGGCGAGGAAUUAAAGCGUCCCGGUGCGGACCGCCAUGCCUGCGCGCGGGAGGCGGAAAAGCCCAGCGGCGGCGGCGGCGGCGGCGGCGGUGGAGUCUGGAGGGGAAGGCGGAGAAGCCAUGGCAGCUAAAAAGAUGUUGAAGUGUGUGGUGGUCGGGGACGGAGCGGUGGGGAAAACGUGUUUGCUGAUGAGCUACGCUAACGACGCCUUCCCUGAGGAGUACGUGCCAACCGUUUUCGACCAUUACGCAGUAAACGUAACUGUAUCCGGCAGACAGCACUUGUUGGGGUUGUACGACACUGCUGGGCAGGAGGACUACAACCAGUUGCGGCCACUUUCCUACCCCAACACUGAUGUUUUUCUCAUCUGCUUCUCUGUGGUCAACCCUGCUUCCUACCACAACGUCCAGGAAGAGUGGGUGCCCGAGCUCAAAUCUUGCAUGCCUCAUGUGCCAUAUAUCCUUAUAGGCACACAGAUUGACUUGCGAGAUGAUCCAAAGACACUGGCCCGCUUGCUCCAAAUGAAGGAGAAACCACUGACCUAUGAGCAAGGCCUCAAGCUGGCCAGAGAGAUUGGAGCACAGUGCUACCUCGAGUGUUCAGCACUGACACAGAAGGGACUCAAGACGGUGUUUGACGAGGCCAUCCUGACAAUCUUCAGCCCCAAGAAACAGAAGAAGGGCUGUGUGCCAUGCAGGAGCUGCUGUACUAUCGUAUGAGCACAGACAGAAGCCAUGAGGCAAAUCCCACUGUGAACAUCAGCUCACCUCCAGAUGUACCCAACAUGGAAAGAAAAUGAAGUCAAGUUCCUUCAGCACCUUCCAGUUUCCUGUGUCACUGCCACUGUCCAUUAUCAUGAAGUGGAAAAUGCAGCGAUUCGUUACCAUUUGAAGCUUCAUCUCAGCGCCUUUGUUGAGGGUUUGAGGACAUAAAGCACUUCAGGAGUGGUCUUGCAUCUUCUAUAAAGUACACUUCUGGAGCUCAAGCAAGAAACAACCAAGCAGACUUUCAGAGAAACAACGUAGAUGUAUCCUACAACAAGAGCUUCACUGUGUCAGAAUGCAAAAUCUGCUCUGCUCAUACCACAUACUGAGAUGCUGACCAUGUAAAAUAUAGUUUUCCUUCUGUAUUGAGGAAAAGAGAAACAAAUCACCCCUCAGAAUGACUAUCCUGGGCUUCUACAAGCUCAAAACAAGUGCCUCAAUCAAGCGCCAAUGUCAGAGUUCUAUUUAUACUGCCUCUCACCUCUUGGUUUUCUUGCCAAAGACGAGUUGCUUACUCAUUUGAUGCUUGCAUCAGGGUCGCAAGUCUCCGCACUCACAUAGGGUAACCUCAUUCUAUCUCCAUUUGAAUAAAAAGUUUUGGUUUUAACUGUUGGCUUUUAGAUUUCUGGUCCCAUUCAUUAUAGGCUUUUUUCAAAGCAGACACAGCACUGCAUUCGAAGAGCUUUGAUACUUUCUCUCAGUAAAAUGCGACCUUUUGAACUUCAAUUACUUUGUGUGUGUUCAGAUGUUACUGUGAAUGUCAUGUUGAACUUGUCGGUGCCCUCUAAUACAGUUACUGUUCUACAGCUCUCAAGAAUGUACCUUUGAACUUAAGUGCUAGUUUUCAGUAGAGUUACUGCCAUGUGUCAGUGCUCCAUCAGCUAAAGAUUCCAUGAAUCACCACAUGUUAAAGGGCUAAGGUUUGUCAACUAGCAGCCAAUUCCUUUAGCCUGCAAAAGCAAGUGUAGAAGUUCAGGCACCAACACAAUUUCUGCCUGAAAUAACUAUGAAAACUGAAAAGGUAUUUCUCAGAAUGUUGGCUAAAUGCACACCUGCGUUGGUACUGAAUUUCUUCUUUUGACAGCUCUUUGCCUGGUUGUAAAAACACUGGUUGCCUUUAAGCGUGACCUCAGGGACUUCCUCCCGAGCCCACAGGGUGCUAGUGACCUUCCUCAAGAGUACAAAGAGGAAGAAUGAGCCUGAAUAUUUGUGCCUUUAAUGUAGCAUAGAAUUAGUUUCUUAUGACACUGUGCCUUGAGUUGUCCUAUGCAACUGUAUACUGUAAUCAUACAAAGAACAGCAUCAACACUGGCCAUGCCAGCAAUAACUUGAACUGAAUGUGUAACUGUAUUUAACUUUAAUUAUUUAGAAUGUAGUGAAUAUUACUUUCCUUUUUUAUUUCAUGUAUUGGUUUGUACACUAUAUGACUGCUUUAUGCCAAAUAUAUAAAGGUUUUUAUGUAGGUCUGGUGUGAUUAAAGCUUGUGAACAAACUUCUACAGUACCUUUUAACAGUUUAGCCUUUAUUAAGAAACUCUGCAAAUGUUCCUAUGAAUGUUCAACUUUUGUCAGUAUCCUACACCUUUUUCUAAACCCAUGUAGUAUAAACUAUGGAGGUACUACUACCCAGUGCAACAGUUUCCUUACUCUUUCAACAGGCCAUAAUAAAAACCAGCAAAGCCAUGUGUUGUAUUUUAGAUGCUAGAAGCAGACCAUGAAUUCCAUGCUGGUCUGUUCCUUUUUUUUCAGCACCCUGCUAGGAAACGGCACAGACCAGCAUGGCUGAUCACCAGCAAAACCAGCAUAUGUAGAUGUCUAAUUAUGCUUAUGCUGUUUUCAUAAUCCUCGAAAGCUGAGCUAACACACUCUGUAAGAUGUAAGUUGUUAGCUUUCACAAUUAUUUGUUCACAUCACUUAUUUAAGGCAAAUGUAUGUAAAUGAAAGAAAACUAAAUUUAUCAAGAUGUUUACAAGUUGUAACCUUUGAAUGAUGUUUUAGGGGGCAACUGUUAGUGAUGUGUUUAUUUGAGCUUGUGUUUGUCAUCAUUUGUAAGAUACUAUACUAUCAAUAGCUUGGUAGAAAAAUAACACUGCAUAGUGUGUUUGUGUCUGCGUUUCAGUCUGUCAGUAAGGGGUCGUUGAGGGUUGUACUGUUGACUUUAAAUGUUAAGCAUGUCAGAAGAUACAAUGUAUUGUAAAUUUCCUUGAAAUGCUGUCAUGUAUAGAAGGCAUAGGGAAGAAAAAGAAAAAAAAACUGAGAACUCUAACAUGCUAAGACUAAAUGGCUACUAACUCUAGUGUAUAAG